AUGAUUCUUCCUCUACUGGUGGUCCCACCUCCGAAUCACUCGAGACUGAAAUUUUUGAGGACCGACUCUCGCAGGAGGCAAGAACCUGUACUAAGGUUCAAAUUUAAGGAUUUACAGAAUUGUGAAGGGGAGAAGUCGAUUCACAGACUAGGCAGCGAGACCAACAUUUGCACUGGUUCUUUUGGUAUUGUUCAUUGUGCUGAUUGGAAUGGCUCUGAUGUUGCAGUGAUAAUUCUUUUAGAACAAGAUUUUCAUCUAGAGAAUCUCUAUGAAAAAACAAGAAGGAAGGUGAAACGACAGCUGUCUCCUUAUCCAUUUCCAUGCCUUCAUCAAAUUAUAAUAAUAGGAUGCAACAAGCAAUUGGACCUCAAAAAGGAGGAUGAACUUGAGAAGAAGCUAAAGGAGUCCCACAUUUCAGAUGAUAAACAUGUCAUUAUCCCAAAUCACCUUCAUGUUCCUGAAGCCGAAAAACUCGGCUUCUGUUUUGGGAGUUUUGAUGCCAUUUUUGGUUUUAAUAAAACCCCCUCAAACUCAAAUGGUCUUGUGGCUGUGACCAUGAGUGAAAAGACGUCUGAAGCAUCUGAGGAGGCUGAUGAAACUAUAGAGGAUCAAACGCAAUCCAGAAAUGAAAAUGCUGAUGAAGAGGAGGAUCAUCUUGAACAACCUACCACAUCUUCAUCUAAUGUACCCAAGAAUUUACCAACAGAAGGUGACAUGUCAUUGAAUGCGGGACCCGAGUGCAGAGAGUCGAAGCAAGAGACUUCUUCGUCUUCUUCUUCUUCUUCUUCUUCACUCCCUACUCCAAGUCAUCAAUACCCAGCUGUUCAUACAUCACCAAAUCCAAACUUCAGUUUUGGGUUCAUGCCACCAAUGAUUGGAAGCCAAGUUACAUCUUUUGAAAACACCAAGUCUCAGGCACACGAUGCUUCUCAUGUCCCAAGCUUUGUAGUUCAGCAACCGUUUGAUCUAGCAAGCUAUUAUGCUCACUUUUAUCGUCGGGAACUCACUAAUGCUAUCCACCACCAGUCCAACACCAACAACCGCCACACAAACCGCCGGAGUCAUGCAAAGCACCAUAUCCGUCACUCAACAACCAUUACCUGUUUUCCGUUUUUAAGCAACGAGACAUUCCCACAACAACCACAACAAGGCGGCGGAGGCAUGUAUCCAGCACCACCACCACCAGUGGCUGCCACCUCUAAUUCUAAAUACCCGCUUCCACAAUAUAAGCCAGGAAGCAAUACAGGGAAUAUUGGAAUGGCGGGAAGCUAUGGACCGUAUGCUUCAGCAGCCCCUGCUGGUUAUAACCAAGAUUUCUUGAAAUACAACGAAUCAUCUCUAAUGAAGCUGCCUUGUAAGAUAUUUGAUCCCAUUCCACUUGGUGAAGCUGCUGUUGUUGGGAGGAUGAAGGAUGUAGAUUCAGUAGCAAUGCGUGAAGGUUCAUCUUUAUAUGAUUUGGUUCAAAUGAGAAUCACUACCACACAUGCUUCUGUUGGAGUGGUGGUUCGCUUGAGGGAAGAGUUAUCUCUUGUAAAAGAUAAACCUGCUCAUUUUGCAAUUGACCAACUGCCGCCACCACCAUCUUGGAGCCUCGCAGCCGCCGUUGCGUUGCCAAGACCGAUCGUCGCAGGCUACCUCAUCGUUGAAGCGCCACCACCACCAAUACUGCUGCCGAAUAUGUCAUGGGCAGCCGAAUGA
Molecule: messenger RNA, 1698 nt
Organism: Lactuca saligna
Lineage: Eukaryota; Viridiplantae; Streptophyta; Magnoliopsida; Asterales; Asteraceae
Source: the annotation of a GenBank genome assembly